This is a messenger RNA of Mycena indigotica, 1785 nucleotides long. Its product is annotated as WD40 repeat-containing protein. The transcript is spliced from 7 exons. The coding region runs from base 1 to 1785 and encodes 594 amino acids. Gene Ontology annotation, molecular function: protein binding. The record is from RefSeq and is a predicted model, not a curated record. NCBI's taxonomy places the organism in Eukaryota, Fungi, Basidiomycota, Agaricomycetes, Agaricales, Mycenaceae.
AUGGCGUCGACUGCCCUCGACGCACUCCUCACGCGUCUACGCGAUAUCAAAUCAAUAUGGAUCCAAAACCUCAGGAAUAACCCGCGUAAUGGGGUUAUGAAGGUUCAGCUCCCCGGCCGCAACAAAAGAGAAUACCCUGCAACGCUCGCCCUUUACGCGCUGUGCGAUCUGGCGGAGGAUGCGAUGAAGCAGUUACUUUCUGCCGAGGAGCUUGAUAAGUUCCUGGGAGCUGCUUCUGCACUCGAAUCCGCGGUCAUCGAUCGCGAGUAUGGUAGUGUUACUGGCGAUGGGUUGAAUUUCAUACCCAUUUCUUGCAAAAACAUCUUUAAAGAGGCAAGUAACCCACGAAUGAAAGCGGGUGCGUAUGACUCUGAGGAACUAUUGGGACUCAUUGGUGAUUUAUACGGGCAAAUCGCAAAUGGGCUUCCGGAUGCCCUUACGACGGCAUUCGGACGCCACAUGGACUACGACCCCAACUCUCGUCCCAGCAAAACCCACAGCACGCCCCUUGCACGAUUCUGUGCCAACCGUCCUGCUAUCGCAAGUGCUGCUGCUCCUGAACUCAUUGCAUUUGCCGAGGCACGCUGCAAAAUUCUUUCCGACCGUAUACCUCUCCCAAUACAUAUGGGCAUCUUGGACGACAUUGUGGCUGUCAUCGGUGCUAGUGGCUGGAAGCAACACGCUCCAACGAUGCUCAUCCAGAAAUUAUCCGUUCUUCCAAAAUCUGCUCGUUCCCGUUCAUAUGACACUUUUGGGGAGGUCUCCCCCGAUGUCGGUCUCGCCCAUGUGGCUCAUGUUUUGCGCGUUGACGGGAGUCGCAAGCUGGUCUGGGUGGGUGAUGAGGAACGGGUUAAAUCCUUCCAAUGGAGCUAUGACGACGAGGGUGGCGAGUUCAAGCAUGCGAUGCUCUUGCGUGAAGGCGGCGCCCGUAUUCUUCGCUCUGGUCGUCGUGGCAUGGCAAUGUGGGACGUUACGUCGCUCCCCACUCAUGGACCGGAUGGAACACGAAUUGUUGGCAAGAAGAUGAAGUCCGUCGAAGAUUCAUGGCGUGACGAUCCAGAAGACAUCGAACUUUCUAGCGGAAUGAAACCUACUUUGAUAAUCGAAACAACGGCUCUCGCCAACAUCGUGGUUGCUCAGAAUCAGCGGAUCUCAGCUCCUUGCGGUCCACCAAAUACUUGGGUCACGCUGCGGAUAUUGGGUCACGCUGCGGAUAUCAACUGCAUCUCAACAACAAGCGGAAUGGAGAACCCUGCCACAUUUGUCACUUCUGCCUCCGAUGGCGGUGUUCGUUUGUAUGAUACUCGACAGCCUACUCCUGAGUUUGUUGUCGAUCACGGGGACGAGAAAAUCCAUGCUGUACUCUACGAACAUAUCGGCGGCCAACCUUUUAUAAUAUAUGGAACAUUGAAAUCACAGCAAAUAAAAGUCUGGGAUGUGCGUAACCGUGCCCCGCUUUAUGAGCUUGCAAUGGGGAACAACUCAGUCUCCGACCUGGCUUGGGACGUACGGGACUGCACACGACUACCGUUGGGCAAAAUCGGGAGUCAUGGGAAAGAGUGGCUAGACAAUAGGGAUGCUCAGUUUGGUGCAUCUGGCUCUCAGGCCAGUCGCUCGGAGGAUGUAGAAAUGGAAGACGAUGAGGGAGAGUCAGAGGAUGGAGAGAAUUAUUCGGAUGAUGAAGGGAAUUUGGUUGGCCAAAUAACGCCUGGCACAUGGAAAAAUGAUUUGGAGUGGCGUUCGACGCUGGAGAGCAUCGUAUCUUUCGCUACCAAUUCAAGUUGA